This is a messenger RNA of Sorex araneus (European shrew), 3675 nucleotides long. RefSeq names its product minichromosome maintenance complex component 2 (gene MCM2). Bases 509 to 2995 code for a protein of 828 amino acids. The transcript is spliced from 16 exons. Lineage: Eukaryota; Metazoa; Chordata; Mammalia; Eulipotyphla; Soricidae. The record is from RefSeq and is a predicted model, not a curated record. Gene Ontology annotation, cellular component: MCM complex; nucleus. Gene Ontology annotation, molecular function: ATP binding; single-stranded DNA binding; single-stranded DNA helicase activity. Gene Ontology annotation, biological process: mitotic DNA replication initiation; DNA replication; double-strand break repair via break-induced replication.
CCUCCCCACCCCCUCCUGAGACCAGAGCGGUGCCACAGCCUGUCCCAUAAUGCCCCUUUAUGUCCCACCAACAGUGCGGCUCCAGCGGGACGACAUUCAUUCCCUGGCAUCCUGCUUUCCCAGGGGCCUGUCCACCAACUAGCAGGCCCGUGCUGUGAGCACAGAACCCGGCUUGUCCUCGCCCCUGGAAUGUCCUGAGGCCAACGCGGUGCCUGGCACAAAUUCUGGACACCCACUGAGCAUAAACACCCCAUGAUCCGCGCCCCGGGACAACACGGAGUCUUCCGAGUCCUUGGGCACAGCGUCCAGCCCGGGCCAGCGGCGGCGCCGGCGCAGCAAUGACCCCCUCACCUCCAGCCCGGGCAGGAGCUCCCGGCGCGCCGACGCCCUCACCUCCAGCCCCGGCCGCGACCUCCCGCCCUUUGAGGAUGAGUCUGAGGGGCUGCUGGGCACCGAGGGCCCCCUGGACGAGGAGGACGAGGAGGGAGAGGAUCUGAUCGGAGACGGCAUGGAGAGGGACUACCGCCAGAUCCUGGAGCUGGACACCUAUGAGCCGGAGGGCCUGGCCCUGGACGACGAGGACGUGGAGGAGCUGACGGCCAGCCAGAGGGCAGAGGCUGAGCGGGUCAUGCGGCAGCGCGACCGGGAGGCGGGCCGGGGCCUGGGCCGCAUGCGCCGAGGGCUCCUGUACGACAGCGACGAGGAGGACGAGGAUCGGCCGGCCCGGAAGCGCCGGCAGGUGGAGCGGGCCACCGAGGAGGGUGAGGACGAGGAGGAGAUGAUCGAGAGCAUCGAGAACCUGGAAGACCUCAAGGGCCACUCGGUGCGAGAGUGGGUGAGCAUGGCGGGGCCCCGGCUGGAGAUCCACCACCGCUUCAAGAACUUCCUGCGCACGCACGUGGACAGCCACGGCCACAACGUCUUCAAGGAGCGCAUCAGUGACAUGUGCAAAGAGAACCGCGAGAGCCUGGUGGUGAACUACGAGGACCUGGCGGCGCGGGAGCACGUGCUGGCCUACUUCCUGCCCGAGGCGCCCGCCGAGCUGCUGAAGAUCUUCGACGAGGCGGCGCUGGAGGUGGUGCUGGCUAUGUACCCCAAGUACGACCGCAUCGCCAGCCACAUCCACGUGCGCAUCUCCCACCUGCCGCUGGUGGAGGAGCUGCGCUCGCUGAGGCAGCUGCACCUGAACCAGCUCAUCCGGACCAGCGGCGUGGUGACCAGCUGCACGGGCGUCCUGCCCCAGCUCAGCCUGGUCAAGUACAACUGCAACAAGUGCAGCUACGUGCUGGGGCCCUUCUCGCAGUCCCAGAACCAGGAGGUGAAGCCGGGCUCCUGCCCCGAGUGCCAGUCGCUGGGCCCCUUCGAAGUCAACAUGGAGGAGACCAUCUACCAGAACUACCAGCGCAUCCGGAUUCAGGAGAGCCCGGGCAAAGUGGCUGCCGGCCGGCUGCCGCGCUCCAAGGACGCCAUCCUGCUGGCCGAUCUGGUGGACAGCUGCAAGCCGGGAGACGAGAUCGAGCUGACCGGCAUCUACCACAACAACUAUGAUGGCUCCCUCAACACCGCCAACGGCUUCCCCGUCUUUGCCACGGUCAUCCUGGCCAACCACGUGGCCAAGAAGGACAACAAGGUCGCCGUCGGGGAGCUGACAGACGAAGACGUGAAGAUGGUCAUUAGCCUGUCCAAGGACCAGCAAAUCGGGGAGAAGAUCUUUGCCAGCAUCGCCCCGUCCAUCUACGGGCACGAGGACAUCAAGAGAGGCCUGGCGCUCGCGCUCUUCGGAGGGGAGCCCAAGAACCCAGGCGGCAAGCACAAAGUGCGGGGGGACAUCAACGUGCUCCUGUGCGGAGACCCCGGCACCGCCAAGUCGCAGUUCCUCAAGUACGUGGAGAAAGUGUCCAGCCGGGCCAUCUUCACCACGGGCCAGGGCGCCUCGGCCGUGGGCCUCACGGCUUACGUGCAGCGGCACCCAGUCAGCAGGGAGUGGACGCUGGAGGCCGGGGCCCUGGUGCUGGCUGACCGAGGGGUGUGUCUCAUCGACGAGUUUGACAAGAUGAACGACCAGGACAGGACGAGCAUCCACGAGGCCAUGGAGCAGCAGAGCAUCUCCAUCUCCAAGGCCGGCAUCGUCACCUCCCUGCAGGCCCGCUGCACCGUCAUCGCCGCCGCCAACCCCAUCGGAGGGCGCUAUGACCCGUCCCUGACCUUCUCAGAGAACGUGGACCUCACCGAGCCCAUCAUUUCCCGCUUCGACAUCCUGUGCGUGGUGCGGGACACAGUGGACCCCGUCCAGGAUGAGAUGCUGGCCCGCUUCGUGGUGGGCAGCCACAUCAGGCACCACCCUGGCAACAAGGAGGAGGCUGGGCUGGGCGGCGGCGACGCCCCGGAGCCCGCCGUGCCCAACACGUACGGCGUGGAGCCCCUGCCGCAGGAGGUGCUGAAGAAGUACAUCAUCUACGCCAAGGAGAAGGUCCGGCCAAAGCUCAACCAGAUGGACCAGGACAAAGUGGCCAAAAUGUACAGUGACCUGCGGAAAGAGUCCAUGGCCACGGGCAGCAUCCCCAUCACCGUGCGGCACAUCGAGUCCAUGAUCCGCAUGGCCGAGGCCCACGCGCGCAUCCACCUGCGCGACUACGUGAUGGAGGACGACGUGAACAUGGCCAUCCGCGUGAUGCUGGAGAGCUUCAUCGACACGCAGAAGUUCAGCGUCAUGCGCAGCAUGCGGAAGACGUUCGCCCGCUACCUCUCCUUCCGGCGGGACAACAACGAGCUGCUGCUUUUCGUGCUGAAGCAGUUGGUGACGGAGCAGGUGACGUACCAGCGCAACCGCUUCGGGGCCCAGCAGGACACCAUCGAAGUGCCAGAGAAGGACUUGGUGGAUAAGGCCCGGCAGAUCAACAUCCACAACCUCUCGGCCUUCUACGACAGUGAGCUCUUCAGGAUGAACAAGUUCAGCCUCGAUCGGAAGCGGAAAAUGAUCCUCCAGCAGUUCUGAGCCCCGGCGGGAGCUCUGCCUCCAGCCCCGGAGUUGCGGACAGGAAACCAGAGCUGGGGGCUCCGUGCAAGGGGCCGCCGGCUUCAGCCUCCCUCGCGGGGCUCAAGCCACAUCAAGGGACCCUGGCGUUCUGCCUCUUCGUCUCCACUUCCUGCUUCUCACUAGCCUGCAAGGUGCUGGUCGUCACUUGGCUCCACUGUGUUGAAGGCAGUAUUGGUGUGUGGGUGUGUGUGUGGGGUGUGUGUGUGUAAGGUGCUGGUCGUCACUUGGCUCCACUGUGUUGAAGGCAGUAGGGUGUGUGUGUGUGUGUGUGUGUGUGUAAGGUGCUGGUCGUCACUUGGCUCCACUGUGUUGAAGGCAGUAGGGUGUGUGUGUGUGUGUGUGUGUGUGUGUGUGUGUGUGUGUGUGUGUGUGUGUGUGUCCAAGGAGCUCGAGGGCCGCAUCCUGGCUGCCUCUCCCCCCCACGCUGGCCAAAGACCAGGUCCAGGGCUUUGCUCAUCCUGAAUUCCUCUGGGCUCCUGUGGGCAGCGCUGGCUGCCAGGGCCCAGCUUCCCCACGCGUGAGAGGGUCAGGGCUGGUGCGGGACAGGCGUUAGUGCUGGCCGCGUCUGCGGCGUCACCCUUUCGUUGUUCUGUGCAUUCACGUUUUGUUGCUGUGAUCUUAUAUUUAAUAAAGUGGGA